This is a messenger RNA of Mycena indigotica, 1017 nucleotides long. RefSeq lists its product as uncharacterized. NCBI's taxonomy places the organism in Eukaryota, Fungi, Basidiomycota, Agaricomycetes, Agaricales, Mycenaceae. The transcript is spliced from 12 exons. The coding region runs from base 1 to 1017 and encodes 338 amino acids. The record is from RefSeq and is a predicted model, not a curated record.
AUGGCCGGCCUUCCUUCACUGAAUAUCAUCACCGGCCCUUUGCUCGUCGGGACGUGGGUCAGUUCGCUUCUCUACAGCGCCGAGGUUGGCCAGGUCAUCAAGUACUUCCGCACGUUUCCGGACGACGACUGGCAGCUCAAGUCGUUCGUAUUGCUUUGCUGGCUUGUGGACACCGUCGCCGCUGUGGAGGGCUAUGCCGCGGUCUAUUUGUACACGAUCACCCAUGCGAGCGAUGCAGCCUACCUCAGCAGGCAAAACUGGACAUUCCCGCUCCUCAGCGUCACCACGGGCGUCGUGGCUGCACUGGUACAGUGCUUCUUGGUCGUCCGAUAUCUGCGCUUCUCACGAAACUUCUUAUUUUCGCUGUUCCUUUUCCUCGUUAUCGGACUGGCCCUCACCGCGUCAAUCAUUGCCUCUGUAGUAGUCAGCCGCUAUCCACUCUACACCGACCGCGGACGGCUCGAACGCCCCGCCACGCUGUGGAUCGUCUCGCAGGCCGUCACCGACGUCAUCAUCGCGCUCGCGCUGCUUUGGGAGUUCCGCAAGGCGCGUAGCGUCUUUUGCGACACUCAAAGCGUGCUUAAUCGCCUGGCGCGCCAGACCAUCCAAACCGGUGGCGCGACUGCGACCGUAGCGACAGCCACGCUCGUCGCGUACCUCGUCAACAAGGAGAGCAACGGCAUUGUCCCUGGGGAUUGCAUAUUCCAUCGGGCGGGUCUUUCUAACCUCAACGCGCGGAAGCGGCUGGCUCCCGGCAUCAGCAGGAGCGACGAGGCCAUAACUGUGACGGCGCUGCACUUCCACAGCGAUGGCGCGCCCCUCAGCGAGCUUGUCCCCAAUGGAAUCAACGUCCACCACAAUGCAGGCGCGAAUAUUGACCCAGAGCACGGCACUCGCGGCAAGGCCACGCUGGCGCCGAACCGAGCACGGUCGAACGCCGCGGGGGAAGCGCGAACGGAAAGCGAUUCAGAUCGCGACGACUCAGUGAAGGGUGGGGUGUGGUUUACCAAGGCAUAA